CAACGAAACCCCACCACUCCGCUCCCUAUAUCACUGCUACUCCUUCCUCCCUCGGUCCCUCCUAGUACCUGCGUGCGUGUUCAAAGUUCAAACCAUGAAGUAAUCAAUCCUCUCCAUCGCCAUCUCCGAUUUAUUUCUUGGCACCUCGGGUGAGCAUAUUCGAUUCCCCCUCCGUCUGCCUCUCCUUGUUGCUUUGACCCAUCAACCGAUUUAUAUAAAUCACGAUAUCAAAACAAGCGAUCCCAUUUCCGUCCUCCGAGUAGAACCUCCAAGAAGCCACGGCAAAGAAACCAAGUAGCAGAGCACGGAACAGAAGGAGAAGGCGGAGCCCUUGGCCCCGCGAAAAUGGGGCCGGUGAAUCGAAUCGGCGCGGUGGCGGUCGCCUGCGCCGUCCUGCUGCUGGGCGUCGCGUGCCCUGGCGGCCACGCCGGCCAGACCAGCGAGUACCAGCGGCAGCUCGGCCACGCCAUCGACAUGCCGCUCGACGCCGACGUCUUCCGCCCUCCGGCCGGCCACAAUGCGCCGCAGCAGGUUCACAUCACACAAGGAAACCAUGAUGGUACAGCCAUGAUAAUCUCAUGGGUGACAACAAUCGAGCCUGGAUCAAGCACAGUGCUUUACGGGACUUCACAAGAUAAUCUCAACUGUUCCGCAAAGGGCAAGCACACUCAGUAUACAUUCUACAACUAUACCUCAGGAUACAUUCAUCAUUCUACAGUAAAAAACUUGGAGUUUGAUACUAAGUAUUACUAUGCUGUUGGGACUGAACAGACACUGAGGAAGUUUUGGUUCAGGACCCCUCCGAAAAGUGGCCCAGAUGUUCCAUACACAUUUGGUCUGAUAGGUGAUCUUGGUCAGAGCUUCGAUUCAAAUGUCACGCUUGCUCAUUACGAGUCCAAUUCAAAAGCGCAGGCUGUGCUUUUUGUCGGGGACCUUUCGUAUGCAGAUAACUACCCAUAUCAUGAUAAUGUGAGGUGGGAUACAUGGGCAAGAUUUGUAGAACGGAAUCUUGCAUACCAGCCUUGGAUCUGGACAGCUGGAAACCAUGAGAUAGAUUUUGCUCCUGAACUUGGUGAAACAAAGCCAUUCAAGCCAUACAGCAACAGAUAUCCCACCCCUUAUAAGGCUUCAGGUAGCACGGCACCUUACUGGUAUUCUAUCAAAAGAGCCUCUGCUUAUGUCAUUGUCCUGGCAUCAUAUUCAGCAUAUGGAAAAUAUACUCCUCAGUACAAGUGGCUUGAAGCUGAGUUCCCCAAGGUCAACAGGAGCGAAACUCCAUGGCUGAUUGUUCUGAUGCAUGCUCCAUGGUACAACAGCUACAACUACCAUUACAUGGAGGGUGAAAGCAUGAGAGUGAUGUAUGAGCCAUGGUUUGUGAAGUACAAAGUUGAUGUUGUGUUUGCAGGACAUGUCCAUGCCUACGAAAGGACACAUAGGAUAUCAAAUGUUGCAUACAACAUCAUAAACGGCCUAUGCUCUCCGAUACCAGACCAAUCCGCUCCGGUCUACAUCACCAUCGGUGACGGAGGAAACCAGGAAGGGCUGGCCACCAACAUGUCGGAGCCGCAGCCGAGGUACUCGGCGUUCAGGGAGGCAAGCUUCGGGCACGCCAUCCUGGACAUCAAGAACCGGACGCACGCUUACUACGCGUGGCACCGCAACCAGGACGGCAGCGCCGUGGCGGCCGACUCGCUGUGGUUCACCAACAGGUACUGGAUGCCCACGGACGAUUCCUUGGACGACUCGCGGUGAUGACGGCAUGGCAUGGUGAAUGUGAAAAAGAAAGAACGAAAUGUCCCACGCGCUUCCUCGUGAAUAAAAAACCCCUCCAGCAUGGUGUAAAAAUGUUCAGGUGUAGAUCGUAAGUAUGGUCGAGUGGCUGAACCUCGAUCCAUGUAUUCAAUCAUAAUUUGUCGAAGGAAAGUCCAGAGUCCCGAUGUAGUAAGAUUUU
This is a messenger RNA of Brachypodium distachyon (stiff brome), 1951 nucleotides long. Its product is annotated as purple acid phosphatase 2. Bases 346 to 1752 code for a protein of 468 amino acids. The record is from RefSeq and is a predicted model, not a curated record. NCBI's taxonomy places the organism in Eukaryota, Viridiplantae, Streptophyta, Magnoliopsida, Poales, Poaceae. The transcript has 8 exons. Gene Ontology annotation, molecular function: metal ion binding; acid phosphatase activity.